AUGGCGGAUGACAGCGCGUUCGGCACGGACACGCCGCGCGAGCUGGGCCAGUGGCGGGUGCGAAGCCGGGCCGGAUUCGGCAGCGAAUUCGCCCUGGAGGGAGUCUUGGAACCGGAAGUUGGGGAGGGGGGCGGGGAUGCGGACAAUGGGAUGAAGGGUUUACGGGGCUGGGCUGGAGGCAAAAAGGAGCUAAUCCUGGAUGGCUGUGAAAGGCGGGAGGGGUCGGGAAAGGAAAAUGAGGCGUCCUGCGAAGGGGAGGUGUCGUUCAGGGUGCGCGGUGCUGGAGGCGGUCAAGAGAAGGGCGGCGUCGAGACGCAGGGUGGGCUGCCACGGGCGUGUUGCGAGGAUGGGAUGCGGGAGGGGGGGAGGGCGAUCGCCGCGAUGUGCGGGCCGGCGGGGGCCCAUGGCGGGCCGGAGGGUCCGGGGGUCGAAGGCGAUGGGGCGGUGGAGGUGGCACCCCCCCGUGUGGGCCGCAAGGGGAAGCUGCGGAGAUGGCUGGAGAGGGUGGCGUGUUGCGGCGUCGGCGCGUCGGCGAUUGAGGUGGUGUGA
This is a messenger RNA of Ostreobium quekettii, 549 nucleotides long. NCBI's taxonomy places the organism in Eukaryota, Viridiplantae, Chlorophyta, Ulvophyceae, Bryopsidales, Ostreobiaceae. The record is from the annotation of a GenBank genome assembly.